Kickxella alabastrina is the source of this 920-nucleotide messenger RNA. RefSeq lists its product as uncharacterized. The coding region runs from base 53 to 760 and encodes 235 amino acids. The transcript has a single exon. Lineage: Eukaryota; Fungi; Kickxellomycota; Kickxellomycetes; Kickxellales; Kickxellaceae. The record is from RefSeq and is a predicted model, not a curated record.
UGCCGAUCGAGCUAAAUAUCAUAUUCAUUUACAUUUAGAGAAAAAAGCGCCAAUGUCGACAGGUACGCUAGAGGUUGAGCGCAUUCUGCAGCAGGAGGCGACGCAGCUGGCCCGGCAGCGCGAAGUAGAGCGGGUUCUGGCCCAAAGCCUGCUUGACCCCUUUGCCAUCCUGCAAGUGCCGCGCACAUGCACGCCCAGCGACAUCAAAGCCGCCUACCGCAACAAGUCCCGACUAAUCCACCCGGACAAAACCGCCCACGAGCACGCCCGCGACGCAUUCGAGCGGCUGAAAAAGGCCGAGUCUGAGCUGAUGGACGACGAAAAGCGCAAAUCCAUCCUGACCAUGAUCAACGAGGCCAGGCGCGAGCUCACAGCCGAAUGGCAGGCGGAAGUGAUGAGUGGAAAGAGGGCCGAAGAGGAUGCAAGGAUGGAGGGGGACGCGUUUGAGCUUGCCGUGCUGGAAAAGUACAAGAAGAUCAUGGUGGAGAUUGAGUGGAGGCGGAGGCAGAAGCUUAAGCAGGAGAUGGCUGCUGAGGGCGCCGCUACGAAGAAGGAAGAGGAGAGGGCGGAGGAGAGGCGCAGGAAGCGGGAUGCUGAGAAGGCGUGGGAGGAUAGCCGCGACGACCGCGUUAGUAGCUGGCGGAGCUUCCAGACAGGCUCUGGCGUGUCGAAGAAGGGCAAAAAGAAGGACCCGGUGGGCAAAAAGGCCAAGCUGGCCAUGGCUGCUGCCGCUGCCAAGUCGCAGACGCAAGCCCAGUAGAUCUGUUUUGCGACAUGCCAGCACUAGCUGUUUUUUAUUUGAGCUGAUUGCCAGCAAGUCUAACAGCAGAUUGAUUCCCAAGGGUGAUCUCAAAAUGAGCGAUGACGUUUUAACAAAGUGCUGUGCAGCUUUUUCGAGGGGGUUUCCUUCUCAGUUCAAU